AUGAGCACCACCACCACCACCACCACCACCCCACGCAACACCUACGGCCUCGGCUACGAGGCGUCGCAGGUGCAGCACCACGAGUGGCGCACAGCCGAGAACAGCACGGCGUACCUGCUCCCGCACCUGCGGCGGGCGGUGGAGCAGAACCCGGGGCUGCGCGUGCUGGACGUGGGCGCGGGGUCGGGCACGAUCUCGGCGUCGCUGGCGGCGUACCUGCCGGAGGGCGAGCUGGUGGCGACGGACAUCUCGGAGGCGAUCCUGGAGCGGGCGCGGGCGCACGCCGCGGCGCGCGGGGUGCGCAACGUGACGUUCCGCGCGGCCGACGCGUACGCGCUGCCCUUUGCCGACGCCUCCUUCGACGUCGUGCACGCCCACCAGGUGCUGUGCCACCUGAGCGCGCCCGUCGACGCGCUGCGCGAGAUGCUGCGCGUGACGCGGCCGGGUGGGCUCGUCGCCGUGCGCGAGUCCGACAUGCGCAUGUGGUGCUUCUGGCCCGAGACCCCCGCGCUGGAGAGGUUCCAUCGGCUCGCGGUGGACGUGAUGCUGGCGAACGGCGGGCAGGACAAGGGCGGCCGCCAGCUGGUCUCGUGGGUGCUGGACGCCGGGGUGAAGCGGGAUGAUGUCGAAGCCAGCUUCGGGACGUGGUGCUACAGUACGCCGGAGGACCGGCGGGCUUGGGGAGAGGCCAUGAUUGGGAGGCUGAAGGAGGGGCGGAUGCGCAGCAAAGCCCUCGAGACGGGCCUCGCGACCGAGGAGGAGAUCGAGGAAAUGGUGAAGGCCUGGGAGGAGUGGAUCAGAACCGACUCGGCUACGCUGGGCAUCAUGAACGGCGAGGUCGUGGUGAAGAAGGCAUAA
Thermothielavioides terrestris NRRL 8126 is the source of this 858-nucleotide messenger RNA. RefSeq lists its product as uncharacterized. The coding region runs from base 1 to 858 and encodes 285 amino acids. Gene Ontology annotation, molecular function: methyltransferase activity. The record is from RefSeq and is a predicted model, not a curated record. NCBI's taxonomy places the organism in Eukaryota, Fungi, Ascomycota, Sordariomycetes, Sordariales, Chaetomiaceae. The transcript is spliced from 2 exons.